UCCCUAUAUAAGUUUCUCACAACUCACAAGUGUUAGUUUGUGAUCUUAGAGCGUUUGUAUAGAGGGACUGAACUAGGAAUUGGGCAUCACAGUCACAGCUGCCAUGAAACUUGAUCUCCAUGCUAUGGAUCGUAGAAGAAAUUGUAAGAGAUUAUUGUGCAUUUUGCUUCUCUAUUUCUCUAUUGCAGCUACCCUCUUCAAUCAAUGUGAUGCAAGGAGAUCAAGGCAAGUGUUCAGGUUUGAAGGUCUCACACGUCCAAGAAGUUCAAGUAUCAAAGGCACAAAGAAUCUAAGAUUAUCAAACCACUUGGAUGUAGUAGAUCCAAACUCAUUAGAUUCCACUAAUUCCAAACCUUAUGGUAUAAGUUCACCUUUUACUUUGCCACCUUUUGAUUCCUUAGGCCCAAUUCCAUUACCUGAAAAUACCCCUCCGGUUUGUGUAUAUCCACCCUCCAUCCCACUACCCCCUUCUACAACCACUCCAUCUCCUGUGGUCUAUUAUGCACAACCACCCCCACCACCCCUUUCAGAAUUUCCACCCGUUUUUCCCAACCCAAGCCCACCUGGUACAAUCCCUAACCCACCCGAAUAUGCCCCGUCCCCGUCCCCAUCCCCAUCCCCAUCCCCAUCCCCACCAGAAUAUGGGCUUAGCCCACCAGGAACCGUUCCGAGUCCUCCAGAAUCAGUGGUGCCAAAUCCUCCAGAAAUAGUACCAAGCCCACCGGAAUAUGUCCCUAACCCACCUGAAUACAUCCCUAGCCCACCUGAGCCUGUACCAAGCCCACCUGAAUACAUCCCUAAUCCACCUGAGUCUGUACCAAGCCCACCAGAAUACAUCCCUAAUCCACCUGAGUCUGUACCAAGCCCACCUGAAUACAUCCCUAAUCCACCUGAGUCUGAACCAAGCCCACCUGAAUAUGAGCCCAGUCCCCCAGGUAUUGUUCCAAGCCCACCUGAAAAUGAGCCUAGUCCUCCAGGUUCUGUUCCUAGCCCACCUGAGUACGUCCCGAGUCCCGGUGGAUUUGUUCCGAGUCCACCUGUGUUUCUACCACCAGUCGUGUACCCUUUUCCAAAUGUGCCACCCCCUCCAUAUACAGCCCCUGUAAAACGUCUGUGGUGUGUUGCUAAGCCGACAGUCCCUGAUCCGAUCAUUCGAGAAGCCAUGAAUUAUGCUUGUGGAUCUGGAGCUGAUUGUAUUUCAAUUCGGCCUGAUGGAAACUGUUUCCAACCUAAUACAUUGUUCGCGCAUGCUUCUUACGCUUUUAACAGUUACUUCCAAAGAACGAAAUUAGCCGGAGGCACUUGCGACUUCGGAGGAAUAGCCAUACUGGUCACUGUGGAUCCAAGUUAUGAUGGGUGCCAUUUCCUCUACUUCUGAUUGCUGAAACAAUGGAAGCGCCAUUAUUAGGUGACAGCUUCUUUUGGAGAUUAAAUAAAGGUUUUGUAAAGGAAUUAUCACUUUUCCCCCCUGAAAUCUUCUAUAGAGUCUUAAAACAUGAAUUUUGCAAUUGAAGAUAUAAUGAUAAAUUAUUUUUU
Messenger RNA from Telopea speciosissima, 1536 nucleotides. Its product is annotated as extensin. The record is from RefSeq and is a predicted model, not a curated record. Bases 104 to 1378 code for a protein of 424 amino acids. The transcript has 3 exons. Lineage: Eukaryota; Viridiplantae; Streptophyta; Magnoliopsida; Proteales; Proteaceae.